AUGCAAACGUACGUUGAGAUGCUUUCUGGAACACUAACUGUACGUGCUUUUGCUGUAACGCUUCCAGUAACGUCUAUGGAGAAACCCAUACCCACUACUCCUGUCUCUAAAACUCCUGUAGUUACUAUUGAAAAAGUCGAACCACGAAAUUCACAACCAACAGUAAACUUUAGUACAAUUGUAGAAGUUCGAGUGAAAUUCAUUGAAGACUUUGUCUACAUGCCGAUAACUUUUCAACUACAAGUAAAUUCAAAUGAAGCAAUUAUAAUCAGACAGAGUAUUCAAACAAUUGGAUAUCUAUUAAAAGCUGUAGCACUUGUGGGCUAUGAUUUUUCUGUUAAACCUAAUUUGGCUACAUUGCAAAUAAAUUCAGUGUAUUUCAAUGAAUCAUGUACAGAUGCUCAGUGUGAUAUUGCAAUGCGUUAUUCGAUUAUUCCAAUCACCACAAACCCUUUGAUAAUUACAACAAACUUUACCUCUGGUGUAUCCAGUUUUACGAAAACAUUAACUAUUUCUCCACGAGAUAACUACUCUACUGUGUUGUCAUCAAGUCAGGCUCCAGGGGUUGAUCUAAUUUCUAUUGAUUCAAAAACAGUCAAAAAUCUAGUGAUACCGAACUAUUUAACAUCACUGAAGUUAACGCUAACUCUGAAACCCAAUGUAUGGCAGUCGAUAUAUUUUCAACUUUAUGCUCCAGGUGCCUACCAAGAAUACAUAUUAGUCAAGCCAAUAAUGCUAAGCCAAUCAACAUCAUUGCCAUAUGUCAGCUCACUUUCGGACUCUUUGGAAAAUAUGGUUUAUAUCAGUAUAGAUAAAGCUUAUUACGAAGGAAUUGCAACCGACCAAACGACUUCGGCAGCAAAUCAGUUGACUUACUAUAUCCCAAUGUUCACUGCAAAUUCUGUCAGACCACUGGUCAAUUUCACUUACAAUCUGACAGUCAAUUCAAUCUCUAUAUUUGGUAAUUUCAUAUUUACUACCACCACUCCAGCAGCAUUUACUACAACUCUUACAAAUACUUGGACAUUAAAUUAUCCAAGUGCCACUGAUGUAUAUAAACAAAUGUGUACUGGAGGACCGUUUGAAUUUAUAUUGAAUAUGUGUCCGAUUGAAAGACGUUGUUCAUUCUAUACAUACUGGAUCAACAGAAUUUUUAAUGGUAUUGCAGCUCUAAAUGUUACUAAAGUAAAUGUACAACAAUUUAAUCCAGAUGUGUGGUUAUCAACCUCGUUCUCUUUAAAUUUGACAUCUGAACGUAGUUAUGUGAGAGUGGAUUACGGCCCAUUAUGCCUCAUCAAUCAAUAUCUUUAUUGCGCGCAAUUUAAACAUACUCUUUAUUUAAUGGGAGAUUGCAAUGUGACAACAACAAUAAACUACGCUUUCCCAACAUUUGUUAAUAUCAGUGGGAGUACAAAGAAUUUUACCGGCCAGACUUUGGUAUUGAGUCCAAUACCAAGUUUCCCAAUAUACACCGACAUUAUGAUUGAAGUAAGUCCAUCUAGUGUAACGCUGCAGCCAGGUCAAAUAACAACUGUCAAUGUGAAAUAUAUAUUCCCACUGAACUCCACCUAUCUGAAAUCUACAAUACAAAUCAGUGGAACUGGAAGCAACAACACUAAUGAAUCUAUAAUAACUAUUGCAGAUUUUAGAAUAAGUUUGGGUUCUAACUUAUUUUACACAACAACUGCUUACUCAUCUAAUUAUUUGUCAACUUAUCCAACCGAUCAAAAUGAUCAGUUGUUAAUAUACUUCGAAAAUAUCACAAACAUUGGUACGGUAAGUGUACCCUUAAUGCGAAACACUCUCAGUCUUUCAGUGGAUAUCCAGUUGAGUGAUAGUAAAAUUGUGGAAAACGGAACUGUUUGGCCGUUGCAAAUCACUGGUCGAUUCAGUGCUGUCACUAAUAUUAGCAAAAUAUCUGUAUAUUGUGUAAGAACAGGGUCAGAAAAACCAUCAAUUCAGGUUGUACUAUCUCAACUGUCAUCGUUCACAUUCAGUGAUUAUCCUGAUAGAGAUGUGGUGUAUCUUCAGACAACCGUUCAAAUGAUGAAUGGUACCGGAUUGGAAUGUGAAAGACAAUCGAUAAUUUUCUAUCUCAGUCCAGAAAUAAAAUCAAUCAUUGUGGUUAAUCAAACAGGGAACAUAGAUAAUGUAACAUUGAAAACUCCUUUAAACCCAGUAUCUAAAUCAGUUCAGUUCAUAGCAGGACGUUUAUAUUUUGGUGCAAAGUAUGAAGUCAUCUUUAGUCUGAAAUUUAAUCCAUCUCGUAGUACAACCAUUGUGAAAUAUCCAGUUCUAGUCGAAAUCGUGUGCAAACCCUAUGAACGUGGUAGUCCCGUAGUGAAUAGCUGUGCAAAACAAAAGUUUUACAAGUUCAAAUCUCAUCUACGUGUUCAACUUGACUACACUUAUCCUCCCAACUUACCUCAUUACGUUGCAAUGCGGAACCCUUUGGUACAGUUGCCCGACCGUCAAGCAAAUACAUUUCUAAAUGUUGGUGAUCUUUUGUUUUAUUGUGCACGUGCGUUUAGUAUGAAGGGUUCAUUAGAUUUGGUGAGACGAUGUUUCAAGAUUGGUAAAUUGCCUGAAAGAAUUUGGUUUGAUGUCGGACCAUAUGUUGAACAGAUUAUAGCGUACACAAAUCCACUUGGCAUAUUGUUCGGUUUGGGAGCAAAUGGUGGAGGUGUAAUAAUGAGUAAGGAUUUGGGGAAAACAUGGAUUUCAAUCAACUCAUUCAUGUACCAAAGAACUUUGAAUACGUCGACUGAAAUCAUUACAGCAAGUGUCAUACCAUGGAUUUCAUCAACUGGAUCAAUUGACAAUACACCGUCUGAGUCAUUUUGCAAGAUGCGAGUGGCUAAUCAAUGGAAUGUAUGCAUCAACGCAAUUUAUGCAAAUGAACUUCUACUGGCAGACUGGACUAACACCUGUCCAAACAUCAAGCCUUUUUAA
Schistosoma guineensis is the source of this 2952-nucleotide messenger RNA. NCBI's taxonomy places the organism in Eukaryota, Metazoa, Platyhelminthes, Trematoda, Strigeidida, Schistosomatidae. The record is from the annotation of a GenBank genome assembly.